UUCCUCUCCCUUUCUCUCACCUUUCAUCGUCUCUUCCCCCUCCUCUUUCCACUGUCUCCCAUCCUUCUCUCUCCUUUGCCCCCCUCUCUGCCCCAAACGCCUUCUCAACUGUCCCUCCGCUCAUCCGCCUAUUCCACCACUUCUCUCCUUCGUCCCUUUUCCUCUCUCUCUCCACCCUUAUCCCCUCAAGCCUCAUUCCUCAGUCCCUCUCCCCGCACUCCCCUCUCAACACCCUCUCUCCAUCCUCUCUCCGCCCCCCAGGCCGAGGCUCUGUCUCCAAGGUAACGGUGACGCGCGAGCCCGCAGCCCCGCCGCUUGCCCAUUGGUUGCUGACCGCGAUUGCGGUCACCGGCAAUGGCGGCCGGGGUGAGGUGAGCUGGCUUUGGGCCUGGGUAAUGCCGGUACUCCGCUAGGACUCAGAAUCAGCCCGACUCUGUCACACCGGAGUGAGAGCAUGGGAAAGAUCAGUAUUAACAUGGCUAACAAAAAAGGCUGGACUUCAGGGAAAUUGGAACUCUCUUGGCAGAUGCUGCAUUGGUCUCACCCUCCCAUUCAGUUCUAGAUAUUCACCAGGAAGACGUCCAAGAUCUGUAAAAACAUUUAUGUAAUCUGCUAGGAUUUGUUUGGCAAUCAGUUGCUUCAUUGCCUGUGACAUGCUGCACAUCUCUCCUGGCACUUAUAAGCUUUAUCUCCCAUUACUGCCCAUCCACCAGUGCCAUUGCUAUUGCCUGCCAUCUGUAGUACAGACUGACUUUGCCCAUGCUGAGAUGGUGCAAUUCAAAGCUGAGAUUUCUAGCGUCAGAGCUGCAUCAGAUGAUCCUGCAAGGCCAUCUGCUGUCUCACACUGAAAGCCAGAAAUCUUCAGGUCCAUCUAUUUUGCAACCACAAUGGCAGCACUACAUAAGCUUACAGUGUAGGUCCUUCCACGAAUUUGAUGGACCCAUACCUAAUCCAGAGUCACAUGACUUCCCAUUACAAUAGAAUCCUCUCUGCCAAAGCUACAGUGGAUUGUUCUGUUCCAAAAAGCAUGCUGUUGAGCGUAAAAUAUAAAGACCAACUGAAGAAGCAGAAUCUACAAACUAAAUACAAAAAAGGAUUUGUCCCUACAAGAUCAGAAUCUUGGUCCAGCUCUGGUAGCAGUGGAAGGUUAACUGUAACAGAAACUAUCCAGAAUCCUUCCAUACUAGAACACAAUGAGGAUCCCAGAGAGCUAGCAAAUGGUUCCAUGACCCCUGAGCAAACUUGUGUCACUCCCAAAGGGAAUUUUUCAGUGUUGACUUCCACUGCUGAUAUUAAUAAUGAAACAACUCAGAAAAGCUUCAGUCGGUGGUAUUCAGAUGUGAGCUCCAGAAUUUCUGUGUCUCCCAGGCAAUGUUGUAGAUCUUUCCACAGUUCAUCAUCUAGCUUUGCAAAUAGCCAGCAUUACAAAUCAUUUCAGGAUGCACGCCAGAAGACAUAUAGUGGUGACAUUUUGGAGAAACAUGCCCAUUGUUUUACCAGUGGGCAACAAUUCACACCUCGCAUUCUAAAGAAAGAUGCACAGUCUUCCUUGGCCCGUUACCGGUAUUAUACUCCUGUGAAGAAGAAAAAACUCUCAAAAAAGAAAUGCAUGACGCAGGAAACACAGACUGAUUUCACGAGCUCUGAAGAUGUCCCUUUACUGAAGAACAAGAAGGAUCGUUCACACUUUACUUCAUCACAGAUUUGCUCUGAUGAUGAGCGAGAGGUCAGGGAUGUUUCAUCUUUCAAUUUCCAUUGCAAUGAGCCACUAGAAAAUUUUGAACACCCUUAUGAUUACUGUGUACAAAGGUUAUCUUCAUCAAAUAGAAUCAAGUCAUCAAUAAUGCAGAAAGUUAAGGCUGAAGAAGAGGAAUUGAAGUAUCUUGAGUUCAUCUCUGAUAUUACCAGUGAAAUAUUGGCUCGAGGAUUAUUUUCAAACAGUGUUUUGGAAAGAAUAUUUGAACGGCGCAUAGAAGAAAAUAGACAUCGACUAAAUGAACAGAAGUUACGUCAUAUGCUGGAUGAGUUAAAAGAAGAUUUGGGCUUUAAACCAGAAAAGGAAUGGAGGACCAGUAGUUGUGAAACUAUAUUAACAAAUACUAAAAUGUUAGAAUUUAAAAACCCUGAUUCUUUGGAAAAUCAUCGGUUUUCCCAUACUUCGAAGGAAUAUACUGGCAGUACUGCAAGCCUUUCAAUUGACAAUGAAAAUGAAGGAUCUUGGAAUCAUAGACUGUUUGGAAAUUCUAGUGCAAGUAUUUGUUAUGACCAUAACGUUGCUGGAACCACACAUCCUGAUGCUACUGGUGGAGAGCGUAUCCAGGAUAUUCUGCACACAGAACAAGAUCAUUGCCUGUUUUCAAAUAGUGAAGAAAACCCUGAUCAUUUUCAGUCUGUGGACCAUCCAUAUGAUCCCACUGAUUCUGAUUGCACUGAUUCUGAUCACACAACAGUACUGACAGACGUUGAUAAUCUUGUGGUGUCUCUUCAUACUGUUGAUGUUAAGGAAAACUGUGAACUUGAAGAUGAACAGAGUAGAUUUGCAUCAAGUAAAGAUCCAGAAAAAGCUUUCAAUGAUGGCAUUAAUUUGUAGUGCUUGCAGUUCUCUGCAAUUAGACAACUAACAAUCAUGGAUCAUAACAAAAUUCUAGAUCUUUGUGAUGCAAGCCUGUUCUUGUCACUGUGUUGGCUAUUGACUACAACAAAGUUUGCACCAAAAACGUUUUUGGGUAUUUUCCUGAACAAUCUAUGCUUCUCUGCACUGUGCAUAUUAUGUGCUGCAUUUUUGAGAUCUAGUGUAUAUUUUACUACAGUUAUGAAGGCAGUACACAUUACUUUAACCUUGUGUAAAUGAAUCAAAAAUCUAAGUUUAUUAUAAGUAACUACUGCAUUACAAAAGAUACCUCUCACAUUUUCCUGAAUCUUGCACAGGUCUAUUUUAUUUUUAUUAGAGCUCUACAAAUACUGUUUCUCUAUAAGCAGGUGUCAAGAAGAGUGUGAAGGCCAUUCAUAUUCGCCAACUCUGCUUUUGCAGACUUGCUGAAAUCAGGAACUGGCAUGUAAAAGCCCAGAUGCAAACAUAGAUUGUCCUAUUCUGCAAUGCAGUAUAUUGGUAUACUAAUUAGAUUUAACUUCAAUACUUUAUAAUGAGGUAAGCCAGCAAUUUUUUUUCUUUUCUCUUUCACGGGAUGAGGGUGUUGCUGGCGAGGUAGCAUUUAAUUCCCAUUCCUAAUUUCCCAGAGGGCAGUUAAGAGUCAACCACAUUGCUGCAUUUCUGGAGGCACGUGUAGUCCUAGACCAGGUUAGGAUUGCAGUUUCCUUCCCUAAAGGAUAUUAGUGAACCAGAUGGGUUUUUCCAACAUUCAACAUGAAUUCAGUCAUCAUUUUAUUCUUAAUUCCAGAUAUUUAUUGAGUUCAAAUUCCACCAUCCGCCAUUGCAGGAUUUGAACCCGAGUCACCAGAACGUUAUCUGUGUCUCUGGAUUAACAGUCCAGCGAUAAUACCACUAUGCCAUUGCCUCCCCAAUAAAAUAAAUUGUUACAAAAUUAUAGUGUGCACAAUCCAUCCAGUUAUUUUAUUCUUGCUGUUUCAGAGCAAGGGGAUACAUUUCAUUGAAUGCUCAAAUAAGGGAGAUAAUCAUACUGUAACUGGCAUCCAUUAAUAAUUUAUUUUGCUGAAUUUUUUUGAUAAAGAAUUGUUUUAAGCUAUGUUAAGAACAAAUACCAUGUAGAGUUUCUUCUAUGACAAUAUGAACACCACCUUUACCCCAAUUAGAACAAUGUGUCAAAUUUUGGCCAUCACACUUUAGAAAGGUUGGUAAGGCUUUGAAAGCAUAGAGAAGAGAUUUACUGGAAACAUUGCAGAAAUUACAAUUAUGUUGACAAAUUGCCUUAAAUCCGAGAAAGGAGAGAGUCAGUUUGAUAUAGAUUACUAAAUUCUGUCUGGUUUGGUUCUGGUACAUGAGGACAAACUGUUGCCAGUAACUUAAGGAUCAAUUAUGAAAUGGACCAGAUUUGAAGUAUUAACAAAAGAAUCAGAGACAAGGUAAGCAUUUUCAAUGUGCUGAGUACAGAAGUUAUAAUUUAGAAUGCACUGUUUGAAAGGGACUUGAUGCUGAGUCUGUAGCAAAAUUCAAAGUGCAUAGGAUAAAUACAUGAGAAAGAAACACUGCAAGGAUAUGGGUAACGAGUAAGGAUGAAUUAGAAUGUUCCUUGCGAGAACUGGCACGGACACAGUGGGCUGACUGGCCUCCUUCUGGACUAUAUCAUUCCCUGAUUUCAUAAAAGUCAUCCACAACGGGCAAUUUUUCCAUUGAUGACAGCUGAUCGAAGCUUACGAUGGUGCAGAAGAGGAAAUUCUACAGAGAACAUUUACUUCAGGAGUUCUCAAAAUCAAAUUUGUGAAUCAAAAGAAGAGUGGCAAGGGUGGCUAAUCAGUGUUAAUAAGUGUGCAAGCAUUUAGUUGUAUUUAGUUUUGAUUAUGCAGCAAUUCAAAAGAAUGUAAUUCCCUGCUAAUAUUGUCCAAAUUUAAUACAUUCCAAUUUGCAUACAUUGUAUGAGAAGAGCAUUUUCUAAUUUUUUGUACCAGUAUGCAAAUUUUGCAUAGCAUUCUCACAUCAUUUGUUAGCCAUUGUAAGUUGAGCAUAUCAAUGAAAACUAUAUACUGGUAAAAUGAAAAAUAACUUUCAUCUAAGAUAGUAAACCAAUAAUAUUUUUAAUGCUGAUUGAGACAUCUCCAGACCUUAACACAAAAUAUUAAGUCUAUAAAUGUGACUAACUGUUUCAAUAUUUUAAUAUUAAAAUAUUUGGGAAGUCCCAAUCUAGUCUUUAUUAAGAAUGAAUACCAUUCAGAAAAGUGGUUAUGAUUCAACAAAUAAAUUGAAAAUAUCAGUCAAGAGAGGCUAAUGUCAGACUUUGAACAUUACUACAAUGGUGUGUUAGAUUUACUUGCCUGAUUUCGUAAUAAACAAAUCUACUUUACUCAGCAUUUGAUUCUUGUACAUCUGAUCUGUUAAAUUUAGAUGAAUUAUCAUGGCUUUUUUCCCUUUUCACACAUUGAAAAAUACAUCCAAAGACAUGACAAUUUAAUAAAUAUCCUUAAAUAUUUAUGCCUAGUUAUUGAUAAUGUUAAUCUUGUUUCCAUAAUUUUGAAGUAUGGAUGAUAGGUGAAUUAUUUUUAUUAUAAUUUCUCCCUACAGUUAUGAUCUCAAAAGAAGUAAGUAGUCAUUCCUCUUUUUAAUUGCUAUGAACUGUUCCUGAACACAUUUACAACCAAAAUAGUUCCUUUAAAAUAAGUAAUGAUAAAGAUCCCUUGGCAAAAGUAUGACAGGAAAUAUACAUCUCAAAUAGAAUAAACUUGAUCGCCUGCAUUUAAGUUUUGUGUGUCAACAUAUACAAAUUUCAUGUUAUUGUUUAAAGUUUUUUGCAAGUGAAAAUUUGCUGUUACUGCAACUAUCAUGAAAAUACAUGUGUGUACCUGGAAUUCUUAAAAGAAUUGUCUUGUAUAUAUGAUUCGCAAUAACACUGAUUUAUUUUGUAAGUAAAAUUCACCAUAUCUGCAAAUCUUCAGUUUAGCCCCUUGAAUACCAAAUUGUGGUUUGUCUUUUUUAUUAAUUUUGACAUAUCCUGAUUCUUCUUGGGUGUAACCUGUAAAGAUAAUUUCAUUGAUUUCCUGACCUAUUGCUCAUAAAGUCAGAGGUUUUGGUAGUAAGGAGAAUGCACUCUCUCAUGUGUUUUCUACCUUGAAAGUGAGCCCCUUCAAAGUUGUAACAUGUUUAUAUCAGAAUAUGUUAGAUUUUUAAAAUUCUGUUUUUGCUGGUCACUGACAUUGCGUCUUGUAGGAACAGCUAGUGGAGAACAUAAAUUAUGGUCUAGCAUGCCAAAGGCAUUUGUGAUGAAAGUGCGUAAUUUGUGUAUGUUAAUUGCAGUUUUUGAAUUUGGUUUCAAAAUAGAGGCAGGUAUAAAAGUCAGAAAAUCUUUUCAGAAUGGUGAUCUAAACCUGCAUUUGUUAGAAAGGUAAUGACUACAGAUCCCUAUGAGGUUAAAGGUUUAAUGUUGAGUUUGUGAUAGCUAGGGAAAAUAUUUAAGGUCACUAGCAAGUUUUGAGAAGAUUUGUAGCUCAGAUUGAGGUUCUGGAUGUGAGUUUGCUCACUGAGCCGGAAGGUUCGUUUUCAGACGUUUU
Messenger RNA from Stegostoma tigrinum, 6177 nucleotides. Its product is annotated as spermatogenesis-associated protein 7-like. The coding region runs from base 935 to 2590 and encodes 551 amino acids. The record is from RefSeq and is a predicted model, not a curated record. NCBI's taxonomy places the organism in Eukaryota, Metazoa, Chordata, Chondrichthyes, Orectolobiformes, Stegostomatidae. Gene Ontology annotation, biological process: microtubule cytoskeleton organization; protein localization to photoreceptor connecting cilium; photoreceptor cell maintenance. Gene Ontology annotation, cellular component: rod photoreceptor outer segment; photoreceptor distal connecting cilium; axoneme. The transcript is spliced from 13 exons.